AUGAAUCAGUCAGUAGUUAUUGGAGAAAUAGUUCCUGUUGUUACUAUUGUGGUUGAAGGUGGCAAAGAUACCAUAACAAAUAUAUAUUAUGAUUUACGUGAUAAUAUCCCUGUUCUUAUUAUUGAUGUAACUACUAAAUAUCCUCAAUAUCCAUAUGAAAUUGGUGAAAUUAAUAAAGCACCUUCAGUUACAGCUUUUUCACGGACAAGUGACAAUACAAAUAGUUCAAAAAUAGGUAUCCAUACAUAUUUUGAAGUUCAACUAGAUGCAUCUCGCAAUACGCUUAAAGGAAUAUUUGAAAAAUAUGAUGAACGACUUAGAAAAGAUCUUGAUCUUCUCAUAUCACAUGAUGAUGAUCUUAGUAAAGGAAAGAAGUCAAAUGAUAUAUCAAACCAUACUCCAAAAGAUGCAAAAUCAAAUAAAUUCGGUGAAAUACUUCGACAAGUUAUGUAUUGUCUUCAACCUGCUGUUCGUUCUGGUAUAGCUGUAUUCAAUCUAAAUUCAGAUGAUAAUUUAUCAGAAACAAUUUUUCGUACUGUUUGUAAAUCACAUCAAAAAUAUUUAGAAAGAAAAGAAAAUAAUCAAUAUGAUCUGAGCGAACAGCAUGAACGAAACUCUAAACCGCCAACAACUGUAGAUACUAAACGUCAUCAUGCAGAUUCACAAAGAUCACAAUUAUUACAAUUAGCAAUGGAUUGGAAUUGUGCUGAUGUUGCAAAAGAAUUAAUUCUUCAAAAUUCAUUAGAUAAUAUUCUAAAUAGUGAUAAAACUCAAUUAAAUGCAUUUAUUGAAUCGAACGAUGUUGUUGGAAAACAUAUUCGUACAACUGAAGAGCUAAACGAUUAUCGAUCAUCAUGGGGUUUAAUGGUACAAAUUCAAACAAAUCCUCGAAACUUUGACCAACACGAUAAAGCAAAUAAAGAAAUAGUUUUUGAUUAUAUAAUGCGAGAUUUAUUUAUAUGGGCAAUACUUAUGAAUCAUACUGAAAUGGCUCAAGUCUUUUUAAGUCAUAUGAAAUAUCGAAUAUGUGCUGCAUUGAUUGCAACAAAAAUUUUAAAAGAAUAUUUUCAUGGAACUGCAUAUGCUGAUUUAAAAGAUACUUAUGAGAAAAAUGCAAAAUAUUUUGAAGAAUAUGCUAUUGCAUGUCAAAUAGUUUUACAACGAAUAGAACUUUAUGGAAAUGUCACUUGUCUUCAAGUUGCUGCUGAUGCACAAGAUAAAUUAUUUAUUGCAACACCAUGUUGUGCUCAAGCUAUUAAUAAUAUAUGGUGUCAUAAUAUUCAUCCCAAACAAUCAAAUAAACGCAAAGAAAUAGCUAUGGCUAUUGCAAUUUUUUCACUUGGUCUUCUGGCACCACCUUUUGUCAAGUAUUAA
This is a messenger RNA of Adineta steineri, 1374 nucleotides long. NCBI's taxonomy places the organism in Eukaryota, Metazoa, Rotifera, Eurotatoria, Adinetida, Adinetidae. The record is from the annotation of a GenBank genome assembly.